Trichomonas vaginalis G3 is the source of this 1422-nucleotide messenger RNA. Its product is annotated as helicase protein. Bases 1 to 1422 code for a protein of 473 amino acids. Gene Ontology annotation, cellular component: nucleolus. The transcript has a single exon. Lineage: Eukaryota; Parabasalia; Trichomonadida; Trichomonadidae. The record is from RefSeq and is a predicted model, not a curated record. Gene Ontology annotation, molecular function: nucleic acid binding; ATP binding.
AUGGAAGAGCAACAGUGGAGUUCCUUUCCAGAACUUCCACAGUUCUUAAUAGAAAAUCUUCAAAAUAAUGACUAUAAUGCUCCUUUCCCAGUUCAAGUUGCUGUUUUAGAGAAGUUCUUUGCAUCUGAUGUCGAUUUAGCAAUUGGAUUUCCAACCGGCUCUGGUAAAACACUCGCAUAUUUAAUUCCAAUCAUAUCCUGUUUAUAUAAACGUAUUGUUCAACGUCUGCGCGCAAUCAUUGUCGUUCCAAAUCGUGAACUUGCAAUUCAAGUUUAUAACGUUGUCUGUGCAUUGAUUCAAAAUUCAAAGCUUACAUGUGCAAUCUUAUCCUCGAACUAUUGGUGUGGUGAAAGUAGCUCAUAUACGAAUGUUCCUGAUAUUUAUAUUUGUUCAUCACUCAGUUUAUCAUCAUAUUUACUAGAUGUCGACGACAAAUUACUUUCUGAUAUAGAAUACAUCGUUCUUGAUGAAGGUGAUGUCAUUUUAGAGCAACCUUUAGAAAAUUGGCUUGAUCACGUUCAAAGAUCAUUAAACAGCGAUCCAAUACCAGAAAAAUUCACAAUACCAUUAGUUACAGCCCCUCCCAAAGACCGUAGAAUACGUAAAAUCCUUUGUUCGGCCACAUUAUCACGAAAUUCGAAACAAUCAGAAGAUUUCAAGAUGCAGUUUCCCGAAAUUCUCAUUUCCUCCGAUAAAUCGAGGUAUGUCAUUCCCAACCAUCUUAAAGAAGAAUUCAUUAUUGCAGAACGCCAAAACAAACCUGCGAUUUUGCAAUCGUUGACAACUCGUUUUCAAUUUAUUCUUUGCUUUGUUUCUACAACUAAAAGAGCUGUUGCUCUUGCGAAUAUCAUGAGGACACUUCUUGCUAAAACUGAUUUCCAAGUAAUCGAGUUCGCCGCCAGUUUGAAAUCAGAUAAGAAGAACCAAGCAUUCGAAAGUGUUGAUCAGAAUUCCUCGAGAUUAAUCAUUUGUACAGAUAGUCUUGCACGUGGUAUAAACCUUCCUUACAUUGAUGCUGUUAUUAAUUUCGAUGCCCCGGCAUCAGCAAGAACGUAUAUCCAUAGAAUAGGAAGAACUGCAAGAGGUGGAAACAGCGGUACAUGCGUUACUUUCUUGUUGGAUUCUGAAUUAAUUUUGUUUAGAGAUAUUAUUUCUAAAAUUGAUGGAGCAAAUCCUCAAAAAACAGAACCAAAAAUGGUAGGUUUGACAGGAAAAUUCUACCGCGAAACUGUUAAAGGAUUCGACUCUCUUAAACCAAGAAAGCUUCCUCAGAAGAAGAUGGCGAAGUACCAAGAAAUGGAGGAAGAAGAAAUGAAUGAAAUUGAAGAAGAAGAGAAAAAUGAAAAUGGCGAAGAAGAAAGAAACGAAGGAGAAUCUAAUAAUGAUACCGAAGGAGAUUACAAUCAGAAUGAAGAAGAGUAA